CUCCUAAUUGCCACACAACCUUCCUUUGCAUCAACCCUUUCCUUCUCUGCGCUCUGCCAACCCAUCCCACUCCUUCUGGCUUCGCUCCACUCUUUCGGAUGCAAUACCAUGUGAGACCAGGCUCUUCCCUGCUCCUUUCCUGAACUUGUUAUAGGUUCCUUCGAGCAACACACUGUCAAAAAUUUGAUCUUUGUUUUGUAUUUUGUCGUUGAUGCAUUCCUGGCGCACGACGGCGGGAGAAGGGAAAGGGGGCUCGCUGUUGAUGGGGAGGGCCGACGGACAGAACGACCAGUUCCCUGUAGGAAUGCGUGUCCUCGCCGUCGACGACGAUCCCACUUGCCUCAAAGUGUUGGAGGCCAUGCUGCUUCGAUGCGGAUACAAUGUUACAACUACGAAUCAGGCUGCUUCGGCGCUGGAGUUGCUGAGGGAGGAUAAGAACAGAUUUGAUCUAGUUAUCAGUGAUGUGCAUAUGCCAGACAUGGAUGGGUUCAGGCUUCUGGAGCUCGUGGGCCUCGAGAUGGACCUUCCGGUCAUCAGUAAGCCAAGGAUGAUCUCAAUUUCAUCCAUGUUUUGUACAGUAGUAUAUGCUUGUCUGUGCUCUCUGUGAAUGGUGAGACCAAAACUGUAAUGAAAGGCAUAACUCAUGGUGCUUGUGACUACUUGCUCAAACCAGUUCGGAUUGAGGAGCUCAAGAAUAUAUGGCAGCAUGUUGUAAGGAGAAGGAAGUUAGCACACAAAGAGUAUAGCCAUUUUGAUGAUGGGGAAGAAUCAGAUAAGCACCAAAUCGUUAGUAAAGAAUCUGCUGACGGUCUGAACAUGAAUAGCUCUCCCAAUUGCAAUGAAAAGUUUAUAAGGAAGAGGAAGGACCAGAAUGACGAAGGCGAUGACAACUCUGAGGAGAAUAUGCAGGAGAAUGAUGAUACAACUACUCAAAAAAAGCCCAGGGUUGUUUGGUCUAUUGACUUACAUAGGAAGUUUGUAGCUGCUGUUAAUCAGUUGGGAAUUGACAAGGCCGUACCUAAGAGGAUACUGGAGCUUAUGAAUGUUGAGAAGCUUACAAGAGAAAAUGUUGCAAGCCAUCUACAGAAGUAUAGGCUUUACUUGAAAAGAUUGAGUGCUGCAGCAAGUCGACAGGUCAACAUGGUUGCUGCUUUUGGAGGUAGGAACUCGUAUAUAAGUUCAUUGGAUGGCUUUGGGAGCUUUCACGCUUUGGGUGCUUCAGGCCAGUUACAGGCCCUUAGAUCACUCCAACCAUGCGAAGUGCUUGUUAAAGCAAAUACAAAUGGCUUGGGAAGUCAUGAUCUUUCCUCUUCUAGAGUAAUUCAAGUUGGGAGUAGCAAUUCAAUCAUUCCUUCUGCUGAUAUAAGCAGACUCCCACCAGUAAUUCAUGCCAGCAAUCAACAUGGGAGGUUGUUACAGGGAGUUCCCGCCUCAUCGGAACUUGAACAAAUGCAACUAAAAAGAAUUCAAGAACCAAGUAGUCAUUUCCCUGGUUUCUUAUCUGGAAAUGCAAUUCCUAUUCCCAGCAGUUCUUUUCUGGAUGUGGCAAGUCAUGCCUUUAUAACACAAUCACUCGAGCAACAGACUCCUUCCAGUGCAACGGUCGGCCUCUCUUCCGGUAGAUCAUUGCCCACAACCUUUGAUCCUUUGCAUGUUAGUGUUGGGUUUUCUUCCCAAUUGCCUGAUGCUGGUAGAUGCAAAGCUGAUUCGCAAUCUGCCGUUCCGUUAAACCAGUAUCCAACAAUAGUUUCGUUUACUAAUAAUGAUGAUUUGUCCAAGUACUUGGACAACUUUCCCAUCUCACAAAGGAGAAACAAUCCUCAAAGCAUUUCUUCCACUGUACAAGAUCCUGUUACAGGCAGAGAUGCAAAAUGUCAGGCUAGCUCCUCUGGUGGACUGACGAUGUUGUUGCCUACGACUAUAGUCGGAGAGACAGGCAAUUCUAAACAAAGAGCACCGGAGGAAGGCAUAUAUGAACAAGAAGCCCUGUUCAAUUUUCGCUCUAGUACUGCUUUGUGUGCUAAUUUCGUGUCUAAUUCUCCUGGAAAUCAAAGAGUGAACAGUCACCAUAAUACCAGCAGUUCAAUCUUUCCAUCAAAUUGCCAGAUUGGUAAGCUAACUGCCGACGGUUUGCAGGAGAUAAUGAAUGUGCAGGAAGGAACCGAGUCAUCUGGUUAUUGUCUUGAUGACGUAGUUUGUUCUCUUAUCAAACCGGAAAAAGGUCGUAUCAGCAUUUCGGAGAAUGAUAGUAAAUCUGACAUGUAUCAAUUUGACGCUUGCAUGUAAUAUUUUUUUAUUGAUGAAUUUCAAGCUGCCCUCUUUUUGAGGAGAAUCAUUGUUCUGUUAGAUCCGAGUAAAUCAAAUGAUUCCGUACUA
Messenger RNA from Zingiber officinale, 2376 nucleotides. Its product is annotated as two-component response regulator ORR24-like. The transcript has 6 exons. NCBI's taxonomy places the organism in Eukaryota, Viridiplantae, Streptophyta, Magnoliopsida, Zingiberales, Zingiberaceae. The record is from RefSeq and is a predicted model, not a curated record. Gene Ontology annotation, biological process: cytokinin-activated signaling pathway; regulation of DNA-templated transcription; phosphorelay signal transduction system. Gene Ontology annotation, molecular function: DNA binding; DNA-binding transcription factor activity. Bases 628 to 2286 code for a protein of 552 amino acids. Gene Ontology annotation, cellular component: nucleus.